AUGAGCAGCCCAGAAAAGGGCUCAACAAGCCCUCGCACCAAAGGUGCUAGUCCUCCUUGGACACCCACACAACAGCAUCUGGAUCUUGAUGAAGCCUCGGAGUGGAAGCUGGGAGAUCAAGUAGGAAUGGACAGCUCUCGGCAGCAGAAGCUGCCAAGACAGGGCAUCCCCAAAGGACUUUUGGGACAUUUUGUGGGCCAGGUGAGCGAGAGAAAGUCCACUGGGGUGGGGUCAGAGCCAGAGCGCAGACAAGCAGGGCUGAUCGGAGUGGGGAGCCGGGGUGGGGCCGGGAGAAGCGGCUGUCCAAAGCGGAUGGCAGCAGCAGGGGCCCUCAUCCUUACCACUAUGGAAAUAUCUGUGGCACCGAGUCAAGGACUUCGCCCAGUACCAGAUGAAAUCCAGUACCCACACAUGAAAUUUUCUGAAUGGAAAUUUAAGCUCUUCAAAGUGAGAUCCUCUGUGAAGCCCUCACCAGGAGAAGCUCAGGGGCCAUCUAAGAACACAAUGGAAGGACAAUCUUCUUUGGAGGAAACUCCAGUCGUCAUAUGCAACACCAAUAUUCCAGCACCAGAAAAGCCAGCCCUGGUCCAGCCAACAUUCACAGCCAAUUCCAAGUCUUUGGAGAAGCCUGCUGAUAUUGGGAAGGCCGGGGAGAAGGCAAUCCACCAGGCCAGUCUUCGGCAGCUUUGCCGAAUCUGUGGUGCUUCCUUUAGAGCUGAUGGACAGAAUAGGAGAUACCCCGUCCAUGGUCCAGUGGACAGUAAAACUCAGGGCAUCCUCCGAAAGAAGGAAAAGAAAGUUACCUCCUGGCCAGACCUGAUUGCGAAGGUUUUUAAAAUUGAUGUGAAAGGGGAUAAUGACUCCAUCCAUCCCACCCAGUUUUGUCACAACUGUUGGAAUAUCAUGUAUGGGAGGUUCAGCAAUUCCCCACAUGAGGUAUACUUCCCGAGGAACGCUACCAUAGAAUGGCACCCACACACGCCAUCCUGUGACAUCUGCCAGGCAGCCCGCUGGGGACUCAAGAGGAAAGGCCGCCAGUCCAACCCAUCGCUCAGCAAAAAGCUCAAGGCCAUGGCUGACAGAGCUCGAAGGGCUCGCCUCCCCAAGAGUCAAGCCCAGCCUCGAAAAAGCAGCAAGGACCUGAUGAAAAAGCUAACCAACUGUAGCAAGAUGCACCUGAGCACUAAGUGCCUUGCUGUGGACUACCCUGUGGACUUUGUGAAGGCCAUCUCAUGCCAGAUCUGUGAGCACAUUUUGACUGACCCCGUGGAAACCACCUGCAAACAUUUAUUCUGUAGAACCUGCAUUUUGAGGUGCCUCAAGGUUAUGGGCAGCUAUUGCCCCUCUUGCCAAUAUCCCUGCUUUUCUACAGAUGUGGAAAGCCCACCGAGGUCCUUUGUGAACACCCUCAAUUCCCUGGUGGUGCGAUGCCCUGUGAAAGACUGCGACAAGGAGGUCAGCCUUGAAAAAUAUAACCAGCACAUCUCAAGCCACAAGGAACCCAAAGAGUCCUAUGUGUAUAUCAAUAAAGGUGGCCGACCCCGGCAGCAUCUUCUGUCCCUGACCCGGAGGGCGCAGAAACACCGUCUAAGAGAACUGAAGCUGCAGGUCAAGGCUUUUGCAGAUAAAGAAGAAGGAGGUGAUCUGAAGGCAGUGUGCUUGACUUUGUUCCUGCUGGUGCUGAGAGCUAGGAAUGAGCAUCGGCAAGCAGAUGAGCUCGAGGCCAUCAUGCAGGGCAGAGGAUCAGGCCUCCAGGCAGCUGUGUGCUUGGCCAUCCGGGUCAACACUUUUCUGAGCUGCAGCCAGUACCACAAGAUGUACCGGACGGUCAAAGCCAUCACUGGGAGGCAGAUCUUCCAACCCUUACAUGCCCUUCGAAACGCGGAGAAGACUCUUCUGCCUGGGCAUCACCCCUUUGAGUGGAAGCCAACUCUGAAGAAUGUCUCUGCUCGCACAGACGUAGGCAUCAUGGAUGGACUUUCUGGGUUGUCUGCUUCGGUGGAUGACUACCCAGUUGACACCAUCGCAAAGAGGUUCCGUUACGAUGUUGCCUUGGUAUCUGCCUUGAUGGACAUGGAAGAAGACAUCCUAGAAGGCAUGAAAUCCAAAGACUUGAGUGAUUACCUGAAUGGUCCUUUCACCGUGGUAGUGAAAGAGUCCUGUGAUGGGAUGGGAGAUGUGAGUGAGAAGCAUGGGAGUGGGCCAGCUGUACCCGAGAAGGCUGUUCGCUUUUCGUUCACCAUCAUGAAUAUCAGCAUCGCUCAGGGUCAAGAGAGUGUGAGGAUAUUUGAAGAAGCCAAGCCCAACUCGGAGCUGUGUUGUAAGCCCUUGUGCCUCAUGCUGGCGGAUGAAUCUGACCACGAGACCCUGACAGCCAUCCUGAGUCCCCUCAUUGCAGAGAGAGAAGCGAUGAAGAGCAGUGAAUUACUGCUUGAGAUGGGAGGCAUCCAAAGAACUUUUAAGUUCAUCUUCAGGGGAACUGGCUACGAUGAAAAACUUGUCCGGGAAGUUGAAGGUCUUGAGGCUUCUGGCUCUGUCUACAUUUGUACCCUCUGUGAUGCCACCAGACUGGAAGCUUCCCAAAAUCUUGUUUUUCACUCCAUCACUAGAAGUCAUGCUGAGAAUCUGGAGCGGUAUGAAGUCUGGAGAUCCAACCCCUACCAAGAGUCAGCAGAAGAGCUGAGGGACAGGGUGAAAGGGGUCUCAGCAAAGCCCUUCAUCGAGACAGUUCCCUCCAUCGAUGCUCUCCACUGUGAUAUUGGCAAUGCAGCCGAGUUUUAUAAGCUCUUCCAGUUGGAGAUUGGGGAAGUUUAUAAGAAUCCCAAUGCAUCCAAAGAGGAGAGGAAACGAUGGCAGGCUACCCUGGAUAAGCACCUCCGGAAGAAAAUGAACUUGAAACCCAUAAUGAGGAUGAAUGGCAACUUUGCCAGGAGGCUCAUGACCAAGGAGACUGUGGAAGCGGUAUGUGAAUUAAUUCACUGUGAGGAGAGGCAUGAGGCUUUGAGAGAGCUCAUGGACCUUUACUUGAAGAUGAAGCCUGUGUGGCGCUCAACCUGCCCUGCCAAAGAGUGUCCAGAAUCACUUUGCCAGUAUAGUUUCAAUUCACAGCGUUUUGCAGAACUCCUCUCUACCAAGUUCCAGUACAGAUAUGAAGGCAAAAUCACUAAUUACUUUCAUAAGACCCUGGCCCAUGUCCCUGAGAUCAUUGAGAGAGAUGGCUCCAUCGGAGCAUGGGCUAGUGAAGGGAAUGAAUCUGGUAAUAAACUCUUCCGACGCUUCCGGAAAAUGAAUGCUAGGCAGUCUAAGUGCUAUGAGAUGGAGGAUGUCUUGAAACACCAUUGGUUGUAUACCUCCAAAUAUCUCCAGAAGUUCAUGAAUGCUCAUAAUGCCUUGAAAAGUUCUGGGCUAAUCAUUAACCCACAAGCAGACUUUGAAGACUCCCUAGGGCUAGACGACUCACAGGAAAUUCUUGAUUCGAUGGAAUUCUAAAUCAGGCAACUUCCUAAGAGUAGGUUUUUCAAGUCAAUCUUUCUCUGAGUUGCCAUGGGUCUUCUCCCUCAUGUAAUAUCCUUCACUUCAAUAUAUUCUGGAGGAUCACCACCUUUGAGAAGUGGUUGGUUGUCAUGAGGAUCCCAGAUGGUGCAGUACAGUCUAAUGAAUGGUUGAGUCAUGGGUGGAUCUGUUUGAAAAGAUUGAAAGGGAAAUUAUGGUGGUCAGUCUUUGGAAGGUUCAGUAUCUCAGGUCCUGAGGAGUUACAGUAGAUGAAAGAGCGACAUGGUUGUCCAAGCAACCUGGAUGUCAAAGCUACAGAUAUAGAAGAAGAAUCUUUAAAACCAGGCAGGGACAUCUCUUGAUUCCCACUGGUUAUAUUUUAAUUGUAGUAAUCACUUAUGAUAACAUCAUUGUGCUAUCAUUAUUAUCCAUCAUUAUUACUAUGUGCUAUUUUUAUUUCAUCUGGUUAGUCACCCUUUUUAUGUGAUAUUCUACAUAUUUACUUUAGCAACAAAUUUCCAAAGAAUUAUUCAGUUUCUCAAAGUAUUAAUUUCUUCCAUUUGAUCUGUCCUGUGUUCAAGAGUGUAAGGAUUCAAACCCUGCCUCUUAUUUAUACGGUCUCAGUGCUCCUGGCAGCAAUCUAAGACUCUUGGUUAUAGAUAAAUUGCUGAUCUGCAACUGUGGAGGGACUUUUUUUAUUAGGCGUUCCUCACAUAUAAUGAAAUCACAGGCAUGGACCAUAUUUGUCUGUUUUAUGCUUUUAAAAGUGUUUUUUUUUUAACAAAUAUGAUAUCAUUUGGUACACAUAGUCUUCCUAUGUUAGAGUUGGAAGGGACUUUAACAAUCUAGUCUGAGCUUCACAUUUUACAAAUGAGGAAAAUGAGACCCACAAUGGGGAACUGACUACUCAAAGUCACAAGGCUAGUUGUCAAUUCAAUGACAUGCAGGUAGGAUUGCAAUAUUUUAAGACAGCCAUAUCAAAAUGAUGUUGCUUGUAAAUGUUCCCUUAUCAACGAGAACAUUUUACAAUGAAAGUGGCCCCUUUCAUCCUGGGGAAGUUUAAGCCAUUAAAAAAAAAAGUAACAUUAUGUCCAUAAGCUUGGAGUUCGGGAAGUCACCUAUGGACAAAGAUUGCAAUAAAACACAUGAAACUAUUUAAAAUUAGGGGCAAAGCUUUAUGGAAGACUUCUCCUACGAAUAUUUACUUAAGAAUGGACAUCUAAGAAUA
Monodelphis domestica (gray short-tailed opossum) is the source of this 4720-nucleotide messenger RNA. It is a transcript of the gene RAG1, whose product is annotated as recombination activating 1. The record is from RefSeq and is a predicted model, not a curated record. Gene Ontology annotation, biological process: pre-B cell allelic exclusion; adaptive immune response; V(D)J recombination. Gene Ontology annotation, cellular component: nucleus; DNA recombinase complex; endodeoxyribonuclease complex. Gene Ontology annotation, molecular function: double-stranded DNA endonuclease activity; ubiquitin protein ligase activity; metal ion binding. NCBI's taxonomy places the organism in Eukaryota, Metazoa, Chordata, Mammalia, Didelphimorphia, Didelphidae.